Peniophora sp. CBMAI 1063 is the source of this 495-nucleotide messenger RNA. NCBI's taxonomy places the organism in Eukaryota, Fungi, Basidiomycota, Agaricomycetes, Russulales, Peniophoraceae. The record is from the annotation of a GenBank genome assembly.
AUGCAGCAGUCACUAUCCACUCCUGCAAUAGUACUCGAAGGACUCAUGUCGCAGAGCCCCGAUCUCCAUCCGUCCUCUGAGUCCCCCGUCCUGUCAACCGUCCGGGCUUGGUACGACGCCACGGCGAAGUGGGAUCUCAAUGCUCUGGCCGACCUCUUCCACGAUACCUAUUACCAUCAGACGAUACCAGCCAUCGCCGACGACGGAAUCAAGAACAAGAAGCAGGCUUUGGAUUAUGCUGAUUCCGUUUCUGAAGCUCUUGGGAAGCUCCCGAUGAAGGUGAUAUUUCAUUACGAGCUAUUCGAUAUCAUCGAGAGCCAAAACCGUAUCUGGGUGCACUCCCGCUUGUACGCCGAGAAAGACGGCAAGAUCUUGUUCAACAACGAAUCCAUCUUUCUCUUCACCCUCACUGAAGACGACAAGCCGAAGAUCAAGGCCAUACGCGAGUUCGUCGAUACGAAAACGCUGAGCGAUUGGAAGAGCCAGUCGCUGUAG